Messenger RNA from Ipomoea nil (Japanese morning glory), 2076 nucleotides. RefSeq lists its product as uncharacterized. The transcript has 3 exons. Bases 1 to 2076 code for a protein of 691 amino acids. NCBI's taxonomy places the organism in Eukaryota, Viridiplantae, Streptophyta, Magnoliopsida, Solanales, Convolvulaceae. Gene Ontology annotation, molecular function: nucleic acid binding; RNA-DNA hybrid ribonuclease activity. The record is from RefSeq and is a predicted model, not a curated record.
AUGGCAAAAAUGAUUGUCAACAGGUUGAAACCUAUGCUGGGGGACCUGAUUUCAGAAUCUCAGAGUGCCUUCAUCCCAGGUAGGCUUAUAACGGAUAAUAUACUUGUGGCGGCAGAGGUGGGCCACUUUUUGAAUCGUAAACAGUGUGGAAUGGCUGGGUGGGGAGCGCUAAAACUGGAUAUGGCGAAAGCCUAUGAUAGAAUGGAGUGGCCAUUCUUAGAAAAGAUGCUGGAAGUAAUGGGUUUUGAUGAAAGGUGGAUUAAGCUGAUAAUGACAUAUGUUACCACUGUAUCAUACAGUGUGAUGGUCAAUGGCGUGAGUGGAGGCCAGGUGCAGCCAACAAGGGGUCUCAGACAGGGGGAUCCACUUUCACCUUUCUUAUUUAUUAUUUGUGCUGAAGGCUUAUCCAUGCUUUUGCAGAAAGAGCAGGCAGAAGCUACAGUGGUUAAGCAGUGUUUGGAAAGGUAUGGGGAGUUAUCUGGUCAGUUGGUCAACUAUCAUAAAUCCAAUAUAUGCUAUAGUAAGAAUACUGGGGAACAGAUGAGAGAGGAAGUGGCAGAAUGCCUGGGCGUGGAACGGGCAAGAAACUUUGGAAAAUAUCUGGGGCUACCCUCUUUUAUAGGGAGAAAUAAAAGGGCUAUUUUCUCUUAUAUAGAAGAUAAAAUCAGACAAAGAGUUUUCUCGUGGAACAAGAAAUUGUUAUCACAGGCUGGUAAAGAGGUACUUUUGAAAAGUGUGGCUCAGUCUAUGCCCACAUUUUCAAUGAGUGUUUUUUUGCUCCUUGAAUCAGUUUGCGAGUCGAUACAAAGGGCCAUGAAUAGAUAUUGGUGGGGGAAAGGGCCAGACAGAGGAAUCCACUGGAAAGCAUGGGAUAAAUUGUGUAUCCCUAAGAAGUUUGGUGGAUUGGGGUUUAAAGAUCUGAGGAAUUUUAAUCUGGCAAUGUUGGGUAAACAGGCAUGGCGUUUCUUAACAAAUCCAGGAUCACUGGCAGCACGAAUAUAUAAAGCAAGAUAUUUUCCUAAAACUUCUUUUGUUGAUGCAGUGGUAGGAAAUAAUCCCAGUUUUUGUUGGCGAAGUAUUAUGGCUGCUCAUGAUUUUGUUAUUGCCCAUGUCCGCAGGAGAAUUGGAAAUGGCCAGGAAACUUUGAUAUGGGGUCAUCCGUGGUUGCAGGAUAAUCCUAGUCCUAUGGUACAAACAGUAAUGCCUGAACCAUUAAGGGAUGCAGUUGUUGCAGGCUUGAUAGAUCAGCAGACGAAAACAUGGGACCCCCAUAUUUUAACAGAUUUAUUUGAACCUGAGGAUGUGGAUCGUAUUUUGAAAAUACCUGUGAGCCCAGACUAUAAAGACACAUGGUAUUGGCAUAAUGAUGUGAAUGGUUGCUACACAGUAAAGGAUGCUUAUAGGCGUCUAAUGGGAGAAUUUAAUCACAGCGAACAGGUCAGACGCGUUGUUGGGGUCCUCUAUUUUUUAUGGAUGGCCAGAAACGAGGCGGUCUGGGAACAUGCGGUACGGAGGCCGGAGGUGGUGUGGCACCGUGCAGCUGCGGGGGAGGCGAGCUACACGGCACUGCAUUCUCGGCCAGUGAUGGCACCGGCUGGUGGGGUGGUGACAGUGGCAGCCGGCCGGACGACGUGCCAUGUCGAUGCCGGAUACGAUCCGGGCACGGGAAAUGCAACUUAUGGGGCGGUUUUACUCGGUCCAAAUGGUUUGUUCAAAGCAGCGGCGAACGGAAAACUCCCGGGGUGUUUAACUCCUAUUAUGGCAGAAGCGCUGGCAUGCAAGGAAGCCUUGUCUUGGCUUAAAGACCGGGACGAGAACGAGGUGGAUAUUCUUACGGAUUGUCUUGUUUUAAGGAAUGCAGUUCAUGCAGUAACUACACCGAACUUAUCUUAUGUUGGAAUUGUGAUUGAGCAGUGCAGGACAGCUAUUAGUAGUUUUGUUUAUUGUUCGAUUAGUUUUAUUUCGAGAACUUUAAAUUUACAUGCGCAUACUCUUGCUAGAUUAGCCCAUGAUCAGGAUCAUUCUAUGUACUGGGAUUUAAUCCCUCCUGACUCUAUCAUUCAAUUCUUGAAUUAA